AUGGCGAUCGGUGGAGCAAUUAGCAGUGGUGUUGAAAAUGUACAUUACAACGGCAAAGUUACAGUCACCGUUAUGCUUUCAUGUAUUAUCGCAGCCACCGGUGGACUCCUCUUCGGCUAUGAUACUGGAGUUACAGGUGGAGUAACCUCAAUGGAGGCCUUCCUCAAGAAAUUCUUCCCUGAGGUCUACACAAACAUGAACUCCAAUACACAAGUCAGCAACUACUGCAAAUUCGACAGCCAGCUCUUGACGGCGUUUUCGUCGUCAAUCUAUGUAUCCGGCCUCAUCGCCUCUUUCUUUGCUUCGCGCGUAACUAUGGAGUAUGGCCGCAAGCGUUCUAUUAUCUACGGUGGAAUCGCGUUUUUUAGCGGGGCCGCCAUUGGCGGCGCCGCCGAAAACCUCUACACGCUGAUGAUGGGACGUCUCCUGCUCGGUGUCGGGGUCGGUUUCGCCAACCAGGCUGUCCCGCUGUACCUAUCGGAAAUGGCUCCCUCGAAAUACAGAGGAGCCUUCAACUUCGGUUUCCAAUGCUUUGUCAGCGUCGGGAGCACGGGCGCCUUCAUCCUCAACUACGUCACCUCAGAAAUCGGCGGCGAUCUCGGGUGGCGGAUUUCUUUGGCCACGGCUGUUGUCCCUGCCUCUGUCCUCAUACUCGGGACCCUAUUCCUCCCGGAGACUCCCAACAGCCUUAUCCAGCGGGGACACGACACGGAGGACGCUAGGAAGCUCCUCCAGAAAAUCCGUGGGACGGAUGACAUGGCGAUUGGGGGGAUCAUGGCUGAGAAGCUCGGAGACCACGGGGCAUUGAGCCCGGGCUACAAUGCUGCAAUUGUGGUCUUGAUAUGCGCGUACGUGACCGCAUUUGGGUUCUCGUGGGGCCCGCUCGGGUGGCUGGUGACUAGCGAGAUCUUCCCCUUGGAGAUACGUUCGACAGGGCAGAGCAUAACUGUGGCAGUCAGCUUCUUAUUCAGUUUCGUGAUCGGGCAGGUGUUUUUGGCCAUUUUGUGUCAUCUCAAGUCGGGGACCUUCUUCUUCUUCGGGGGAUGGGUGGCGUUCAUGACAGGCUUCGUUUUCUUCCUACUGCCGGAGACGAAGAAUGUGCCGAUCGAGAAGAUGGAUAAGAUAUGGAGGGAGCACUGGUUCUGGAGGAGGGCGGUUGAAGGAAUUCCGACAUUUGUUUUAGUAGAAGGCGAGACUGAUCGAGAACUCGUUCUCAAGGUGGAGGAGCGACGGCAUGACGCGAGCGUCGUUGGUGAAGGUGAUAAUAGAGGGUCCGACGGUCCUGACUCCGACGCCGCCAAUGGUUUUAUCAUCGUUGAAGGAGGCGACGGCAUGACGCGGGCGUCGUUGGUGAAGGUGAUAUUGGAUGGCCCGACAGUCCUGACUCCGACGCCGCUGAUGGUUUUAUCAUCGUUGAAGGAGACUGUCAUCAUCUCCAUCGCCCGCAACCCGUGGCCACCACUAGCUGUCCUGCAGGGAAAUUUCCGGCGCGUUCAGCUAGAUUUCAUCUCAUCAUAUGCACAAUGA
Molecule: messenger RNA, 1527 nt
Organism: Striga hermonthica
Lineage: Eukaryota; Viridiplantae; Streptophyta; Magnoliopsida; Lamiales; Orobanchaceae
Source: the annotation of a GenBank genome assembly